GAGUUCAUCGUAUUUUCUAUAAUGGGACUUCUUGAUGCUAGAGACUGGGCUGGCUUACAUGAUGGUUCACCAGGAAACCAAGGCAUAUAAAGCAGCGGGGCGCCUGGCCUACCUUUGACCUAAACGCAUAUCUUGAACCAACCACCUAACGAUUGCAUAUAACCAUGUGUGUGCCAUCGCUGACAGUAUCAUCAAAUUCCUUUCCAUGCACCGCAGCACUGGUCAAUGUCUCCAGACCACCACAUGAUACCUUUGAGAGUCAUGCUCGGUACACCCCACCCCGGGACUUCACACGAGCACUAUACAUUCCUCGUCAUGACUCAAUGACUUGCCAUCUCCCUCUGUAUAAUAUUGCCGAGAGCUAUCGGGAAUCAAUUCAAGAUACAGUUUUCGGUAGCUAUCUGCACUCGGUCAAAUUGAGUUAUAUGGAUAAGCCAAGAGGUAACGACAUGGUCGCGAGCGUGGAAUAUUUGGUCGACGCCAGCAAAAAGGAAGAAGAUGUUGUAGAGCUGCAAGUUCGGCGGAGAAGCUUGAAUCAGAGCGACGGCGUCAAAGCCAAUGCUCUAAUUACCUCGUCUGGUAGCCCCGAAUUCUUUCUUGUGGCCGAUCAGCGCGAAUGCGCCAGUGGUCCGAUGACGAUGUCCUUUCCCCUCGAACCAAGUGUGAGAGGAAAAUACAGGGUUCCGCACCCUUAUUUCACUUGGCGUCUCCCAGGUCACAAAGAAAAUCUUGGGAAACUAGUUCAAUGGCAAAUCCAUCCAGGACCAAACAGCCUGUUCCGCUACACAUUGGUCAAUCUGGAUGAACCUGAGAUACUCGCAAUUUAUAUUCAUGUUGGCAUUGUGGUGUGGCUACCUACAGACUUCAGUGAAGGUGUGCUCUUGCUCUCUGAAAGCGGUGGGCAAGAGCAGGAAGCCGUUGUGAUAGCAAGCUUAUUGACGAUGUUGCACCGGUUACGUGAAGAGAAGUCGAUACGCCCCAGCAGAGACAGUUCGACUUCAAAAUUAGCGAGGAGGUUUGUUUCCAAACUGCGCCUGCGUUAACCAUAAGGCUGAGGGUAUGAAAGCCUCAACAUCCGACUGGAACUAUACGAGAGAUAAAUGUGUUAGCCAUGGGUAUACGGCCUCAGUCAACAGCCUCUAGGCUUUAUAUUCAUGUCCCUCCUUCUUUGUUCUUGUUAUUCCUCUU
Messenger RNA from Aspergillus pseudotamarii, 1188 nucleotides. RefSeq lists its product as uncharacterized. The transcript has 2 exons. The coding region runs from base 165 to 1043 and encodes 292 amino acids. The record is from RefSeq and is a predicted model, not a curated record. Lineage: Eukaryota; Fungi; Ascomycota; Eurotiomycetes; Eurotiales; Aspergillaceae.